UGGGCGGGCGCCGUCCCGCGCCGCGGCCAUGGCGGGAGCCGGAGGCGGCGGCUGCCCGGCGGGCAACGACUUCCAGUGGUGCUUCUCGCAGGUGAAGGGCGCCGUCGACGAGGACGUGGCGGAAGCUGACAUCAUUUCAACUGUUGAAUUUAAUUACUCUGGAGAUCUUCUUGCAACAGGAGACAAGGGCGGCAGAGUUGUUAUUUUUCAGCGGGAACAAGAGAAUAAAAUCCGCCCUCAUUCCAGGGGAGAAUAUAAUGUUUACAGUACCUUUCAAAGUCAUGAACCAGAGUUCGACUAUUUGAAAAGUCUAGAAAUUGAGGAAAAGAUUAAUAAAAUUAGGUGGCUGCCACAGCAGAAUGCUGCUCAUUUUCUACUGUCUACAAAUGAUAAAACUAUUAAAUUAUGGAAAAUAAGUGAACGGGAUAAAAGAGCAGAAGGUUAUAACUUGAAAGAUGAAGAUGGACGACUCCGAGACCCAUUUAGAAUCACAGCACUGCGGGUUCCAAUAUUGAAGCCCAUGGACCUCAUGGUAGAAGCAAGCCCACGACGAAUUUUUGCAAAUGCUCAUACGUAUCAUAUAAAUUCCAUUUCAGUAAAUAGUGAUCAUGAAACGUAUCUUUCUGCAGAUGACCUGAGAAUUAACCUGUGGCAUUUAGAAAUCACAGAUAGAAGUUUUAACAUCGUGGACAUCAAACCUGCCAACAUGGAGGAGCUGACGGAGGUGAUCACCGCCGCAGAGUUCCACCCACACCAGUGCAACGUGUUCGUGUACAGCAGCAGCAAAGGGACCAUCCGGCUGUGUGACAUGCGCUCCUCCGCCCUGUGCGACCGGCACUCUAAGUUUUUUGAAGAGCCUGAAGAUCCCAGUAGUAGGUCCUUCUUCUCAGAAAUAAUCUCAUCCAUAUCCGACGUCAAAUUCAGCCAUAGUGGUCGGUACAUGAUGACCCGAGAUUACCUGUCAGUGAAGGUGUGGGACCUCAACAUGGAGAGCAGGCCAGUGGAGACCCACCAGGUGCAUGAGUACCUGCGGAGCAAGCUCUGCUCCCUCUACGAGAACGACUGCAUCUUCGACAAGUUUGAGUGCUGCUGGAACGGGUCCGACAGUGCUGUCAUGACGGGCUCCUACAACAACUUCUUCAGGAUGUUCGACAGAAGCACGCGCAGGGAUGUCACCCUGGAAGCCUCAAGAGAGAGCAGCAAACCCCGAGCCAGCUUAAAGCCCCGGAAGGUUUGUGCAGGUGGGAAGAGGAAGAAGGACGAGAUCAGUGUGGACAGCCUGGACUUCAAUAAGAAGAUCCUCCACACAGCCUGGCACCCCGUGGACAACAUCAUUGCCGUGGCCGCCACCAACAACCUGUACAUAUUCCAGGACAAAGCCAACUGAGGGAGCCGGCGAGGCCUGUGCCGCAGCCCAGACGGCGUCAAGGAGCUCUGCGUUCAGAGCCUCAUGCCCUCCCAUAGAGCAAGAGCUGGCCUCCGUGCAUCCUGGCCUGGCCCUGCCUUCAGCCCAGGAGAGAAGGGUGCUGCUGCUCCAGAGCGGAGCCCACUGGGAGCAGAACUGCUGGACAUUGCUCAAUAAAGGCCAUUACUCAAAUAAAUAUAUUUAUUUAAGUCUGA
Messenger RNA from Marmota flaviventris (yellow-bellied marmot), 1620 nucleotides. NCBI's taxonomy places the organism in Eukaryota, Metazoa, Chordata, Mammalia, Rodentia, Sciuridae. The record is from RefSeq and is a predicted model, not a curated record.